AUGGCAUGCUGCUGUGCUCUGUUGCUAAAAGGCUGGGAUUACCACGUGGGACUUGGCUUAGACUGCUUCCAGGCCAGAGCUAGUCCAGGAGCACAGCAUCAUACUCUGACAUACCUGCAACAGCAACUGGAAAACCUGGACGCAUUUCUUUGUGUCCUAGGAGUGGGCAAUGUCUGUGACAAGUCCAUGUGCUACACAAUCAGGACAAGUGUGAUGUUCUUACAAGCAAUAAGCAAAGGCGAUGACCAGAACCUUGUCUCUGUUUCUCCUGUGGGAGCAACCAAAUUUUUGAAUUCUCCUGUAACCUUGCCAGAAAUGGCAAGUGAAGAAGUGACAUAUGCGGACCUGAGGUUCACGACAUUGGAAAAAUCCCAGGACCAGGAGUUCCAGACUGCCAGAGCGAAAGGAGUGGGCAAUGUCUGUGACAAGUCCAUGUGCUACACAAUCAGGACAAGUGUGAUGUUCUUACAAGCAAUAAGCAAAGGCGAUGACCAGAACCUUGUCUCUGUUUCUCCUGUGGGAGCAACCAAAUUUUUGAAUUCUCCUGUAACCUUGCCAGAAAUGGCAAGUGAAGAAGUGACAUAUGCGGACCUGAGGUUCACGACAUUGGAAAAAUCCCAGGACCGGGAGUUCCAGACUGCCAGAGCGAAAGAUUCCCCCAGUCCAUCUUCGUGUUGGCGACUGGCUACAGUGGUGCUUGGGGUCUUCUGCCUAAGUUCAGUGGUAGCUGCAGGAGUCUUGGCUGCCAGGUUCAACCUGGUGUGCCACCUUGUGCGUGAAAGGGAUGAAAACUUCACCCUGCAAAAGGCAAUUGUGGAAAGCCUCAACCAGCAGCUGGAGCUCCUCCAAGCUCAGAAUUUGAACUUGUCAGAGACUGUAAAGCAACUUGCCACCUCCAGAGGACAUAAAUGUAUCCCUUGUCCUGAGAACUGGCUACAGUAUGGGGACGACUGCUACUACUUUUCAAAGGAAUGGAAAACUUGGCAAGAAAGCAAGGCUCAAUGCUCUGGUCUGGAGUCCAGACUUCUUAAGAUAGAGAGUAAGGAAGAGCUGAUGAAACAGCAGAUAAAGCACAGCCAGAAGAGCUCUUCACUGUGA
This is a messenger RNA of Charadrius vociferus (killdeer), 1098 nucleotides long. RefSeq lists its product as uncharacterized. Bases 1 to 1098 code for a protein of 365 amino acids. Gene Ontology annotation, biological process: cellular response to molecule of fungal origin. Lineage: Eukaryota; Metazoa; Chordata; Aves; Charadriiformes; Charadriidae. The record is from RefSeq and is a predicted model, not a curated record. The transcript is spliced from 9 exons. Gene Ontology annotation, molecular function: (1->3)-beta-D-glucan binding.